Messenger RNA from Apis mellifera (honey bee), 1617 nucleotides. RefSeq lists its product as uncharacterized. The record is from RefSeq and is a predicted model, not a curated record. The transcript has 2 exons. Bases 447 to 791 code for a protein of 114 amino acids. NCBI's taxonomy places the organism in Eukaryota, Metazoa, Arthropoda, Insecta, Hymenoptera, Apidae.
GUACAAACUUCAUUAGUUGUCGAGCGCGAACCGUCGCGUACGCUUCAAAACUUUCGCCUGUCGAUCUUUCUGUCGUAUAGAUAGUUGCAUUUUAUAUUUAUCUGACUAUCUCAUCAUUAUAUAAAAUACUUCUAUUUAAUUUUAUUUAAUUUCCAAUAUAUUAUCUAUUAAAAUAACAAUUAAAAUAUGGAACAGUUGCAAGUGUCAAAAUUAAUCAAUAUUUAAGAUAAAACAGUGUCGAAAAAUUUUAAAAUUUUCGUUCCAUUUUAUAGUCAAUAAAUGGUCUAAUUAUGUAGAGAUAUGUCAUACAGAAGUAUGUCAUGUUUAGUUUAAAGCAGCAAUUCAUGAAUUGUAAAGUGUAUUAAGAAUAGACUGGUAAUAACUAGAUAAUUGAGUGGUGGUGAUAAUACAAUGAUUGGCAAACGUGGGGAAAUGUCACAAUCAGCAUGAAGUGUUUCAAGAAAUUCUUUCAGCAUACUUGGCAUUUACAACAGAUGGAAAGUCCAUCGAAGUUCGAGUUGACGAAGACGGAGGUUCAGAUCGCGGACGAGACGGAAUUAGGUGAGGUAAAAGUGAUGCCGUUAACCAGCAACGUGGCAACUUCGACGCCUGUGCAACCAGGAGGCAUUCCUUGCAAAAACGGUGGAUGCAAGAGUUGGGCAAGCCGAGCAGAAUCACGGAUGGAAAGCCCGUGGCAUUUUCUCAAGACCAUCUUUCUCAUUUCUGUGAUCGUUGCUUUGAUCUUGUGGGUGAUCGUUUACACAUUCCUCGUCCAGUACCAAAUCUUGUGAAGAAUUCGACGAGCCGCGUGCAACUGUUCGAAUGCAUCGAGAAUGCGUCGAGAAACUUGGAUGAUUUAUGCUCUCCCGUUUCGAAGGGAACGUGCUUGUUAUACGAGGCUGGAAAGGACGCAACACGGAUAAAAAAAAAUGAAUUUCGAAAUUUGAGAGAAGAUUGAGAAGAAUUGCAAAAAAAGAAAAAACCGGAAAUUUUGUCCGAAAAUGAUUCGGUGGAUGUCUUUGGUCGAUGUUCGAUGCCGUUUCGUUGAAUUUCCAUCCGUCCUUGAACAAAACGAUAAGUAAUUCUAUGCUCGAAAUCCGUGAAUGUUGUUUGUCGAGUGCGAAAUAUGAAAAAAAAAAAAAUUACGUACAUUGUUUUGUGGACAGAAAGUUUUUUAGAAAUUUUAGCAGAGAGUUUGAAUCUCGGGAGAAUUUGCGUAAUGUUGUCUUCUAUUUGCACGGUUGCCCCAACUCUCAUCGGUCCAACGACUAUGAAAUUCCCAGUGUCGAAAGAUUUGAAACAGGAAAAGGUUGAAGAUAUUUUUCCAAGAUACGUACAAAAGGCCCCUCGCAACGAUAAAAUUAUAACGAGAAUGGUACCUGUAAUGUUCGUUCAUAAAAAUUGGAUACUCCUCAGCCGAGAAAAUUUUUUUCUUACGAAAAAAUCACGAUUUCUAUUGCAUUAAUUAUACCGUGUCUCUAUUUAUAAUACUAUAUACAAAUUGUUUAUAAUAUAUAUUCUAUUUGAUAGAAGGUAUUCGAAUAUUUAGUAUUAAUAAUUUUUUUUUUACCAAGUAUUUGUACAAAAGCGAUUGAAUAAACCGAGUAAAUUUUGAAA